GAAUUAGCUUUCUUAGCACAUAGGUUAUACAAUUUGUAUAAAUUAAAAUCAUCCUAUACAAAACUUUCUCAUCAUCAAUCAAUAAAACCAUAACUCGUUACACAUCUAUAUUACAUAAAAUUGUUUACUUUGUAUAUCCUAUUGAUCAACAAAAAAAACAGCAUCAAUAUGACAGGAACACCCCAAGAAGAUCACUCACAUGUACCAUCACAACCACAAACACCACAACAACCAGAGACAACAUUGAAGGAUCAUGACGAAACUAAGAAGUGGGGGACUCACGUAAUGGGACCGCCUUCGAAUCCGACGGCCCAUCCGGACAACCAACAGGCGGCGUUAUGGAGGGCGGAUGAUCAACAAAGACAAUAUUUCCAUGAUCAGCCUUACUUGGUUUACUCUCCUAUGGAUAAAGCACCUAGCAAUAACCCUCUUCAGCCUGUUAUUCAUGCUUUUAACUCUUGGAGCCAAAAGGCCGAGACUAUUGCACGUAACAUUUGGCAUAACUUGAAAACAGGGCCAUCAGUGUCAGGCGCAGCUUGGGGAAAGAUCAAUCUAACAGCAAAGGCGCUCACUGAGGGUGGAUUCGAGCCGCUUUUCAAGCAGAUCUUCCAAACUCAGCCUGAUGAGAAGCUCAAAAAGACCUUUGCUUGUUACCUCUCCACACAAACAGGACCUGUUGCAGGAACCAUGUACCUGUCUAAUGCCAGAGUAGCCUUCUGCAGUGACCGCCCACUUUCCUUCAUUGCUCCUUCUGGCCAAGAGGCUUGGAGCUACUACAAGGUUAUGAUACCAAUGGCACAAAUAAGCAUGAUAAACCCAGUGACAAUGGGAGCGAAUUCGACCGAAAGAUACAUUCACGUUACAACAGUGGACAACCAUGAGUUCUGGUUCAUGGGAUUUGUUAAUUUUGACAAGGCGAACCACUAUCUCAUUGAGACACUCACUACAUUUAGGGCCGCUGAAUAUGGUCCCCAUGCUGCUGCUGCUGCAGCAUCACAUUAGUAAUCUUAUAUGGAUGAUGGAUCAUCUACUUGAUUGUAUAAUAUGGUUGUUGCUUUUAUGGUACAAGUCUUUUGGGCUCACUUAGCAUGGAUUUAGCAUAUGUAUGAUUCUUCUUCGUUUGUUAGGUUGUUGUAGGACGUAUGGUUUGCAAUGGUAUGUUCCUUAGUUUUUGAUUGAUGUGAUGUAGUCAUGUACAUUGUUGUUAUGUUGUACUUCAUUACUUUAAUUUAUGGUAAAUUUUGUUCAAUAA
Messenger RNA from Beta vulgaris subsp. vulgaris (sugar beet), 1252 nucleotides. Its product is annotated as GEM-like protein 5. NCBI's taxonomy places the organism in Eukaryota, Viridiplantae, Streptophyta, Magnoliopsida, Caryophyllales, Amaranthaceae. The transcript is spliced from 3 exons. The coding region runs from base 169 to 1002 and encodes 277 amino acids. The record is from RefSeq and is a predicted model, not a curated record.